AAAACCUUUUUUCUCGCCAAAAAGUUCGUCAAAUUUUGACUCAUUUUCCCGAUGCCCGCCCCCGUCAGCCGAAUGAUUAUAAGGAGGGCAUUAAGAAAGAGACAGGUGACCAAAGUCUUCGUAUCAUUUUGUGUUUUUCUUCGUUACUUUCUUUCCCCGACGGUAUUGAUCCAUAAAGAUUGCGUUCAACAUGUUCUCACUCCCUAUUUUCGUUCUUAUUGCGUCAUUUUCAAUUGCACACGGAUUUGUCGUAAGAACUCGCCGAGGAGCCUACAUGUCCAGCAGUUCAUAUUCUAGGCCAAGUUACGGAGGAGACCAAUGGGGUCAGAAUAAUAAUUAUAAUCCAUAUCAAAACAAUUGGAAUCAACAAAACCAGAAUUGGGAUCAAUAUGGAAACAGAGGUAGUCAAUAUGGAUCCUCAUACGGGCGGCCUUCAAGUUAUGGGCCACCACAGCCAAGCUACUCCCCACCAAAAUCCUCAUAUGGACGCCCAGAACCCACCUACUCCCCAUAUUCGCGGCCUAGCUCUUCAUAUGGAAGACCACCUCAGUUCUAUCCAGCUCAGCCAGGUCCAGCGGUGCCAGCUGUGAUACCUCCAGUUGUCACUCAGCCAAUUGUGCCGCCUCCAGUUCCAGAAGUUUCUGAGCCAGUUCCAGAGCCACCAAUCCCAGCUCCAGGCCCUGUUGCUCCACCAACACCAUCUGGUCCACUAUUCGGAGGAGUUGAGCCAGGAGCCGGAGCUCUUACCCCAGGAGUUGCUCCACCACCAACUGAUGAGGAGAUGACAAGGGUGGACGCAGCGGAAAAGGAGAAUGAGGUCCGAAAAGCUCGUGGUGGACCUCCAGGCAUCAAUGUGGCAGCGAUUGCUGAAACUGGAACUCUCCCACCUCAAGCUUCAAUUCCAGAUAUUCCAAUGCCGCCUGUUUAAAUUUUUUCCAAAUUUGUGUAUUCCCUUCCAAAACCCGACUCAAGUACUUUCAUACGGUUAUUUUUUCAGUUUUCUGCACUUUUUCUGUUCCAAACAACCACGACUUUGACCUUUUUCGAAUAAAAUUCAUGCUUCAAAAAACAAAUGAAAUUGGUUUCUAUGGAAACGACAAGAUA
Caenorhabditis elegans is the source of this 1104-nucleotide messenger RNA. It is a transcript of the gene F13D12.3, whose product is annotated as Prion-like-(Q/N-rich)-domain-bearing protein. The record is from RefSeq and is marked reviewed. The transcript has 3 exons. The coding region runs from base 191 to 928 and encodes 245 amino acids. NCBI's taxonomy places the organism in Eukaryota, Metazoa, Nematoda, Chromadorea, Rhabditida, Rhabditidae.